UGCAAGCGUUAAUGACAACCGAGUCGAUAUAAAUGUGUGCGCAAGAGUCGCUGCGCAUUUUAUUUACUUGCUGAUUGCGCGCGCGGCUCCCGUGUUAAGUGUAACAAAAAUGGCCGCUUAUUUCUACGUGAUAACGUUCCUGUGCAUGUCAGUGAGCGCUGCACCGCCCGCCCCGCCGCGCCUCUACCCGCAACCAGCGCCUGCGCAGCUACAGCAGAUCAAUCCUUAUGACUACUAUUUGGAUAAUCCAGAAGUAGGGAACUAUUACAACCAAAUACAACAGAAACAAGGUUCUACAAAUGGAAAAUCUAAUGGUGCCCCAUCAAGACUGGAGAAUUUGGAGCCUGACAGUGAGGUGGAACUCUUACCAGGAGCUCAACAGCCACAGCAACCCCCACAACAGAAUCCAGUUUCUCCAAACCUCCCAGGACUUGUUCCGGGACAAAGGGUGUUCAUCGUCCACAUGCCAGUACCCGGAUACAGACCUGGUACGAUUGGUGGUUACCAGCCUGUGUACAUAGUGGCAGCAGCGCCGCAGGGCAACACAGGCUUCCCUGGAAACGGUUACCAGAAUGCAAUUCUUCUGGAUCCGUCAGGACAGUCCGUCAUAUCCCCUGUAGUGGGAUACCCGAGGCAAGGAGUGGCAGGUGUUCAGGCUGUGCAAGCAGGGAACCCUGGCCUGCUUCUUGGCAGUCCACUCGGCUUGAACAGGCCUUUUGAUUUGGCGUAUCAAGAGCCAGUUAUAGCUUACCAACCAGGGCCUGCAGCGCAAGGAGUAAACGGUGGCCGAGGCGCCGUACGUCUCUCUCAGUACGUUUCCCUACAAGGUCAUCCGAACCCUGCCAAUCCUAAGGCAGCUGGUAAUGGUGAGUAGCAGAAGCAGAGCCGAAGCGAUCGGUGGAAGGGAGCGAAAGCAGUGAAACUAAAGAGACCGAAGAACCUAGACGCUCAAGACCGGCGCAGGCGCGACCUAAACCAUAGGCUGUACUUUGAUUUAUAACAAAUCCAAAAAUUUGCAUUCCUGCCGCGUUUUUUUAUUAAAACUAAACUCUUGAUUUUUAAAAGAAAUACUCUUAAAAAUAACAGAGGCUCUUCUUACUCAGGUUUAAGUUUAGUUUGAAUAGAGCUUUCUUUAAUUAAUUUCUUUUACAAAUUGCAAAAAAUAUACGACGAUCAUGACAUUAAAAUGUUCUAUUUAAAUUAUAUGUUAUUGAUUUUAAUCAAGUUGUAGAAAAAUAUAUUAUAUAUAUAUAUAUAUAUACUUUACAAUAAUUAUGAAGGCUGUAAAAUAAUUUAAUAUUAAAAAACUUGAAGAUUUAACAUUUAUUUAUUUUAUGACUGUUAAACCUUCGGUUCUCACGUGAUCGGCUGUAGUAAUUAAUUUGAAAUAUAAUUACGUAUCUAUAUUAUAUUAUUUAUAGAUAUUAUGUCGACUAUUAUAAGGUAUGUGUAGGUCAUCGAUUUUUUCUUCGAAUUAUUAUUAUUAACAAAAAAGUUUAAAAACUCUUUAAAUAUUCUUUAUUGAAUAGUUUCAAUUAACAAUUUAUUAUUUCAUAUUUAGUGUUUAUAUAUAUAUAUAUAUAUAUAUAUAUAUAUAUAUAUAUAUAUAUUUGUUAUAAAAAUCACGUAUGUAAAAUAUAAGAAGAAUCAUUACAACUUAGUAUAAUAAUUAAUUUUUUUUUAUAAUUUUAAAGAAAUACUGAAAUUACCGGAGUAUGUAUGUAUUAUAAAUUAUUUUUGUACCUGACUGUACUGGAUUGGAAAAAAAAGAAAAUACAUGGAUAAAUUUA
This is a messenger RNA of Galleria mellonella (greater wax moth), 1790 nucleotides long. RefSeq lists its product as uncharacterized. The record is from RefSeq and is a predicted model, not a curated record. The transcript is spliced from 9 exons. NCBI's taxonomy places the organism in Eukaryota, Metazoa, Arthropoda, Insecta, Lepidoptera, Pyralidae. Bases 110 to 874 code for a protein of 254 amino acids.